This is a messenger RNA of Suillus discolor, 2352 nucleotides long. RefSeq lists its product as uncharacterized. Lineage: Eukaryota; Fungi; Basidiomycota; Agaricomycetes; Boletales; Suillaceae. Bases 1 to 2352 code for a protein of 783 amino acids. The transcript has 12 exons. The record is from RefSeq and is a predicted model, not a curated record.
AUGCAGCUAUACUGCAGAGACUGCACUGUUUGCAAUCAUUUGCGGAGCCCCACUCAUCGCAUCAAGGAGUGGACGGGGUCAUUUUUCAUGGCUACAUCACUCAAGAAGCUCGGUCUGAGGAUCCAGCUGGGGCAUGCGAUUGGCGAAAGCUGUAUCCUGCCUCACAAGUCAUUCAACAACAACUUCCUACUCAUCGAUACAAACGGAAUCCACGAGAUGGUGGUCGACUUUUGUGCCUGUGAGACAUCCCAGACUCAUACAAAACAACUCUUGCACAUGAGAUGGUUCCCCUCGACAACUGUGGAUCCAAGGACAGCAGCAACCUUCCAGCUAUUGCACCAUUACCAUAUCUUGUCUUUUGAGUCCAAGGCAUCCGCAUAUGAAUUCUAUCACUUGCUUGUCCGUAUAUCUGACAAUGUUGGUUUAAUUAAGAAGGAUCGCUAUGAAUCCUUCAUGUGUAUGGUUCAUGAGUGGCGACACCUGAAACUGUUGAAACAUUUUGGUCGCGGUCAUGAUCCUGUCGGUGUGAGUGGUACCAAAGAGGGUGAAUGCGCUGUGCUCUGUCUGGCUUGCCCACAGCCUGGCAAAAAUAUGCCCCCUGACUGGAAAGAGGGAUGGUCAUACUUUGUGGAAGAGAAGUUCAAGUCCCAUCUCAAGGAGCAUUUGUCUGAGACACAGGAGAAAAGUUCCUGCUCGAACCAUAAUGCCGUGAAUAUGGCUGAGACAAAGCUAUCACAGGGCCUUGCAGCUACUGGAGUAGGGACAGUUGAUUGUGCGCGACAUAACUUCAAGCACCCGAAUGGCAUUGGGGACCUACAAAAAGGGGAAAAGUACAUUAACAUGGACUACCUGUUUUUCUCCACACUUCGUAACAACUGUCUCAACAUUCUGAAUGUAUCAUAUGACAUUUCGCUACCCGAGUCACACCAUAUAUCCUAUUUGCGCAUUUUUAUUCAGUUCUUCGUCCCAAAGUUCCACCUUCCAGCACGUAUCAAGAAGUGUCAGACAAUGUUCUCUUUCAAUUUCACAUGUUUUGUGGGUCGUACAGAUGGGGAGGUGCCUGAGCGUGGUUGGUCCAACAUAAAUCCGGUCGCAUCAAGUACAAAGGCAAUGGGACCCGGCUGUCAUAGGGACACAUUAGACGAUCAUUUUGGGGAUUGGAACUGGAAAAAAGUCAUUGGCUUAGCUGUCAUUGAGAAGGCUGAUCAUGAGGCUGCAUUCCAGGAGUUCAAUGCUGCGAUUUCCUCCGACCACAGGUCAGCAUGGACAGUGGAGAUGGAGAAAUGGGAGGAAAACCCCAAUGACACAUCAGUCACUAACCCCCUCGACGUCUAUUAUCCAGAAAUCACACAAGUUGCAGCCCGUCUGAAACUUGCGGAGAUGGAAGCUGCAGAACUUGCUUGUGGGAUUGACCUAUCUCUGCACCCUGACAUCUCACCAAGUGUACUUAUCGUGUUGGGAUUAGACCUCAAAGAGGAAGAAUGUCGUGUGAGAGCAGUAUCCGAAGGAAUGGGUCUCCACGUUUCUGAUAUACAGAAAGGCACACUCGCGCGAAUGAGGAAUGUCCUGCAUUGUAAGAUCAAAACGUGGAGAAGUGCACAGGUUCUGUACAUACCUGCGGUACAGAUUCUCACUACUACUGUGGUUUCCAACCCUCAUCAGCUGUUUGAGAAUGCUGAGGAUAUCCGCCUGUGGUUGCCAUCUAGUCUGAAAGGCAAACCAUGCUCCAACACUUGUGCUCAGAAUGCACUUGCUCAUGUGCACGGGCGACAAGUGGCAUGUACAAAGAGAUACAGGGUUGCAUGGAAGGCGCUGAAGACCCUGGCACCCCUCUUGAAGAAAGUGGGAUGGCAAGGAUGGCUGCAAGACCUGAAGGAUGAAGACAUGAAACCAUUAGUGGACCCUUUCAGCAGAGAGACCGAAGGCCGCCGCCGCCUGACAUGGAUCUGGAUGAUGACGGGUGUAGAUACAGGUAGCGAUGGGGGUGACGUGGAUGGAGUUCGCGUGGAAUGGUGCAAGUCCAGAGCAAGAGCAAUGUGCUGGGCAGAGGAGAUAGAAUUGUUACAGGAGGAGAUGCGAAGGGUGCUACAGUUUUUUGAUUGGCAAGCCAACUGGUGGGACAAGCAGCAGGACCGGCUCGUCUGUGAGACAGCAGCUCAAUGCGAGGGCUUGGUAGCAUAUGCCAACAAACAGGCACACAUCCAAUGUCAGCUCGCAUUGCACUUUAGAGUGCUGUGGACCCCCUACCUUCCCCAGCUAUCUCCUCCGACCUCGAGCCUCAUAUCAACCGCCGUACCAUCACUGGACAACAUGCAAUUCCCCGACCUCAUGCUACCUGUUUCAUGUGCCUAG